Molecule: messenger RNA, 1191 nt
Organism: Myotis brandtii (Brandt's bat)
Lineage: Eukaryota; Metazoa; Chordata; Mammalia; Chiroptera; Vespertilionidae
Gene: GREM2
Product: gremlin 2, DAN family BMP antagonist
Exons: 5
Coding region: 1-1191 (396 amino acids)
Biological process (GO): animal organ morphogenesis
Molecular function (GO): BMP binding; receptor ligand activity
Source: RefSeq, a predicted model, not a curated record
AUGGAGAAGCUGCUAAUGGUGUGGUUAACGGAGAAGCAGCUCGCAGGAGAUACCGUGACGAAGGCUAUAAUCUGCGAGAAGGCACGAGCUAUUUACGCUGAUUUGCUGCAGCAGACCCCAGGCACUUCAAUGGAUGAGGCAUCGGGCGAGCCGUUUAAAGCCAGUCGGGGCUGGUUCGAAAUUUUUAAAAAGAGGACUGGCAUUCACUCCGUUGUCAGACAUGGUGAGGCAGCGAGCACGGAUAUAAAGGAAGGUGACAUCAAUGAGCUCAUCGAGGAGCACUCUGAGGAACUGACAACGCAGGAGCUAAAGGAGCUACAGGCGCAGCAGCACACGGAGGUUUUGCAGGGCCCCGAGGAGGAGGAGGAGGAGGAGGAGGAGGAGGCUUGCACCGCGUCGCUGCAGGGGCUCCCAGCCCACGAGGAGAAGCAGGCGCUGAACAAGGAGCCAGCAUGCCCCAGCGAGGGGUACCCCUGCGCGGGACCUGGUGGGAUCGGGGCGGCCCUGGUGAUGCAGGGCGGUGGCGGCGGCGGCGGCAGCAGCAACAACCACUCGGAGCGCUGGCAGCACCAGGUCAAGGAGGUGCUGGCGUCCAGCCAGGAGGCGCUGGUGGUCACGGAGCGCAAGUACCUGAAGAGCGACUGGUGCAAGACGCAGCCGCUGCGGCAGACGGUGGGCGAGGAGGGCUGCCGCAGCCGCACGGUCCUCAACCGCUUCUGCUACGGGCAGUGCAACUCCUUCUACAUCCCGCGCCACGUGCGCAAGGAGGAGGCGUCCUUCCAGUCGUGCGCCUUCUGCAAGCCGCAGCGCGUCGCCUCGGUCCUCGUGGAGCUCGACUGCCCCGGCCUGGACCCGCCCUUCCGACUCAAAAAGAUCCAGAAGGUCAAGCAGUGCCGGUGCAUGUCCUCAACCGAGGAGGCGUCCUUCCAGUCGUGCGCCUUCUGCAAGCCGCAGCGCGUCGCCUCGGUCCUCGUGGAGCUCGACUGCCCCGGCCUGGACCCGCCCUUCCGACUCAAAAAGAUCCAGAAGGUCAAGCAGUGCCGGUGCAUGUCCGUGAACCUGAGUGACUCGGACAAGACCGCCGCCACCGUCCUCACUCCCCCCACCCCCAACAACGGACUCAAGAUGAACUCUGGAGCGCAUGCCGCUCUCGCUGCCAUUCGCCUAUUCUCACCUGCACAGCCUGCAUAG